Messenger RNA from Bombus pyrosoma, 2685 nucleotides. RefSeq names its product deformed epidermal autoregulatory factor 1 (gene Deaf1). The coding region runs from base 150 to 1571 and encodes 473 amino acids. Gene Ontology annotation, biological process: positive regulation of transcription by RNA polymerase II. The record is from RefSeq and is a predicted model, not a curated record. NCBI's taxonomy places the organism in Eukaryota, Metazoa, Arthropoda, Insecta, Hymenoptera, Apidae. The transcript has 4 exons. Gene Ontology annotation, molecular function: DNA-binding transcription activator activity, RNA polymerase II-specific; RNA polymerase II cis-regulatory region sequence-specific DNA binding.
UCAAUUUAGAUUCGAUUGUGGUUAGUUUGGAAACGUGUCGAGUAAACUCGAAAUUGUGAUCGCGAGUAAUCGCAGGCACCGAAAGAUCGUGGCGCUGUGUUGAGCGUGCGCUGACGCCAUAGUGUGUGCGAGAGGCGAGAACAGCCGAAAUGGAGGAGAGUCAAACAUCGGAAAGUGUCGCCGUGCUACCGGACAUGUCCGAACCGUUGACGAGCGAAACCGAGGAUGCGUCUGCCCUAAAGGUCGAGCACGAGGAGCAUACCGUCGCCGUGACGGCGAGCGUCACUCCGGUACCGGGUGUUCCUGGUGUUCCAGGAGUCGGUGUACCGGUUUCUUUACCCGUUGGUUCUAUCAUUGGUGUAGCGAAUUCGACCAACGGCACGACCUUCAACGUCAUCACAUCAGAUCAACUACAGUUGCCCGGAUCAGGUCAGUUUAAGCAGAUGCUAUGUGUAGAUAAUGGUUUCAUUUGUGAACCACGGCAUGACAAGGACACGGACUCUUUACGUUGGAAUGGUGAAUUAAAAGCAACACAUAUAGUAAUCCAAAAUAGUACAGAAGAGCCAGAAUCAGAACAGAUUCAUGUCUCUACUGCUAAUACUCAACCAAUAUGCAGUUGGUCAGAGUCCGCUAAUUUAGCAGUAUUACCUGUUAGAUGUAAAAAUACGAAUGCUGAGUUGCACAAAAGUAGAUUUGGAUCUGGGGGAAGAGGAAGAUGUAUCAAACUUGGGCAAGACUGGUAUACACCAAGUGAAUUUGAAGCAUAUUGUGGGAGGGCAUCCAGUAAAGAUUGGAAACGCAGUAUUAGAUUUGGUGGUAGAAGUUUGCAAACAUUAAUUGAUGAGCAAAUUUUAAAGCCACAUGCUACUUCUUGCACCUGUGCAGCAUGUUGCGAUGAUGACAGUGCAACAGGUCCUGUAAGAUUGUUUACACCAUACAAACGUAGAAGAAGGGCUAGAGAUACAUCCGAUGGAGAAACACCAUCGCGCAAACUUAAAAGUGAUACUUCGCGCGAUGGCAGUAAUAAUGAGGAAAGCGAUAGUGAAGUUGUAGUACCUGAUAAAGAAGUAUGGCCUCAAUUUGUUUCAACAGAUGGUUUAGUUGUACAACAGCCGCAAGAUCAAGAUACCGUUGUUCAAAAUGUACAUCAAACAGAAAAUGGACAAAGCGACGAUAUAUUUAAAAAGCUCGACGAAAUGUCCAAUAAAAUGUUAAAGUUGGCCUAUGAAUUUAGGCGUACAUUAGAAGAAGCUAAGGAAGUAAACAGACAACAAAGAAGAGAGCAGGCUUUAGUGGCGCAAUUAGGUGGUAGAGGGGAUGUUAUUGAAACUGUUGGUUUACAACCAGCAUCGGAUACUCAUAACAAAAAGUGUGCCAACUGUAAUAGAGAAGCAUUUGCGGAAUGUUCGUUAUGUAGGCGAACGCCUUAUUGUUCUACAUUUUGUCAACGUAAAGAUUGGGCGGGUCAUCAAGUGGAAUGUGUAAGAGGUGCUGCAGAAACUGUAAUGCUUAUAGUUGAAAGUAGUAGUGGAGAUACUAGUGCACUUGCUACGACUGCUGGGGACCAAUAGCUAGUGUUCCUCACACCUAUUCACCAAAGUAACAUAGGAACUGAACAAACUAACUUAGAAACUUCGAAAUUGAGAGAAGAGACGAAGACUUUAAAAAAAUCUGUUUAAUGAUCAAUGAGUCAAAAAGUUUUGUAUAUAUAGUAGUAAAUAUUUUAUAUAUAUACAAAAGUUAAAUUGUAACGAUAUUAUUAAGUAAAUAAGUAAAUUUACACUAAAGUUGAAAUUUUUUAAAAUCAAGAUUCAAAAUUAUGCUAUAUACGGAUGAAAGAUCGUAAAUCAAAUAAUUGUAAAAAUAAACAACAACAUGUACGUAUAUACAUACGUAUACUACUACGUACUUUGAACGUACGGAACACGCGCAUGCGUAUGUUGUAUCACGCAUGAUAAAAUAUACCUUUAUGAAUCAUUUUUUUUUUUUACAUAAAUUUAUAUCAGUGACCAAAGGAGGUAAUUACGCUUUUAUGGAUAUUAUUUAUACACACUGUCUCUUUUUUCUUCUGUUUGUAGGUACUAUUUUGAACUUCUUCAACUUUUUUUGUUAGUACAAAUUUAAUAUUAUGAGGACAUUAUAAAAAUGAUAUUUAGAAUGAAGGCUAGCUUCUAUUUUAUGAAUAUAUCGUGUCACACAUUUAUAUCAUCUCUCACACAUAUUUACACUUCAAAUCGAUGUUCUAUAAACUCGCAGUCAUAAUGGAUUUCACAUAGUUACAAUAGUAUCAUAUCAUUUUUUCACUUGAAAUAGCAGAAAAAAUAUUAAUGUAUAUCUGCAUAUAUAUACCUAGUAUGCAAAUUAUAACGGUGAUAACACAAAAAGUUUAACAAACAUCACUAAACAAGAAACACGGUAUCAAAUGUAUUAUAUAGCUAUUAUUUUUAAUAUAUGAUUUUCUAAUCAAAUUCGUAACGAAUAUCAUUUACUAGAGUAUUUUAUAAGCCAUAUUAUUACCAUCAUGAUUCAUAGCAUUAUUAUUAUUAUUAUUGUCACUAUUAAUGCUGUUAAUUAUAAUAGAACGAUCACAACAAGUAUUUUGUUAAGUAAAACAUGAAGGUUUACUUUGUUUAUAUACAAAGUGAACAGAAAAAAAAAUAAAUAUUGUUUUCAUCAAUUAUUAAA